AUGACGUCGCAUAACGCUGAGCCGUCGCGGCAAUCGUUUCCGGUUUCCAUCUCUAGCGCCCUUCCGUCCAUCGAUCCUCGUCCGUCCAUCGAUUCGCGGCCGAUCGGUUCCCUGGUUCCAGACGAGGAAGAUGACGUGGCGCCGUGGAAGUUAGACGAUGACGAAUCACACGAUUUAGAGCCACAAGUUUCCGACACAGGAGGGGGACGGAUCGCCGCACGAACGGCGCAGAUCACCGAAGGAGCGCGGCGGAUCGCCGCAGGCAGCGGGGGAGGCGACGAGCAGAGCGGCGAAGUCCUCCGCAAAAAGCUUAUUUCGGUUGACGCGCGCGAGGGUGCCUUUCCGCCGCGCAGGAGGCUGGGUGCGGGCGAUCUGCGCGCGGGGGCCUUUUCGCGGCGGAAGCGGUGGAAGGAGCGGCUGGUGCGCAAGCUGGGUCCGGGGAAGAACAAUCUCCGCGAGUACCUCCGCGCGGAGGGCUCCCUGCGGUCCGAGAAUCUAACUACACGAUACCUAAUGGAGUCUCUACACCACGUGUUCUUAGACUAUCACAACCAGUCCCACCAGCAGACGGAGGACAUGCAUAUCAGGUGCAAAGGCGGCGAGUGCCCGGAUUUUCAGCAGUGCUCGGGGAAUUUCACCGCUGUAGACGCGUGCCACUGCCCGGAUAUGGAAGAUUUGAGUCGGCGGGCAGCUUUACCGCCGCUGAACUGCCCGCGGAAAAAGAAAGUUAUGGUGGAUUCGCCGCUGAAUAUCAAGCCAGUGAAGAUACUGUUUGAUCCGAAGUGCUCUCACGCGGAGGAUGACAUUCCGCACUUUGCGUGGGUGAGCCAGAUGUUCAACCUGCGCCACGUGUACUUCAACUCGCGCGGACAGGCGUUUAAUGACUCGUUCCUCUACGACCGAAAUGGCUGCGGCAGCGAACACAAGAUGUUCAACCUGUGCCACGUGUACUUCAAUUCGCGCGGACAGGCGUUCAAUGAUUCGUUCCUCUAUGAUCGCAAUGGCUGCGGCAGCAAGCACACGGUGAGAGGUGGAGAAGUGGUGGGGCACACGGUGAGAGGUGGAGAAGUAGUGGAGCACAAGGUGAGAGGUGGAGAAGUGGUGGAGCACACGGUGAGAGGUGGAGAAGUGGUGGGGCACAAGGUGAGAGGUGGAGAAGUGGUGGAGCACACGUUCGACAUCCCAGAAGGUACCAGAGUCACGGUGUACGAUAGAAUCAUAAACCUGGCGCAUUGGAACGCGUACCAGUUCUACCACGGCAUUCUCGAGCUCGUGCCCGUCUUCUUCAUGCUCUCCAAGGCGCCGCACCUGCUGCGCGCGCUGCCCAUCGCCGUGCAGUACCUGCAGAUGGACUUUCUCGAGAAGCUGGGUACCUUUUUCAUCGGCAUGGAGAUGGUGCACAUGGACUUACGAGUGGUGCCGGAUAAUGAGCCCAUCGCCGUGCAGUACCUGCAGAUGGACUUUCUCGAGAAGCUGGGCACCUUCUUUAUCGGCAUGGACAUAAUUCACAUGGACCUGAGGGUGGUGCCGGAUGAUGAGCUGUUCUUCGCCCGUCAGGUGCUGCAGUACCUGCAGAUGGACUUCCUGGAGAAGCUCGGAACCUUAUUCAUCGGCAUGGAUAUGGUUCAAAUGGAUUUACGAGUGGUGCCGGACGACGAGGUGUUCUUCGCUCAUCAGGUGCUGCAGUCACUGCUCCCACUGGCUGGUGGUGGUGGUGGUGGUGCUGCUGCUCAUGCGAUGAUACAGCACCCGGGCGCUGGAGCAGCAUGGGGAGGUGGAGGAGCUGCUGCUGUGAGCGCCUGCGGACUGGGUGGUGGUGCUGUGCUGGCACAGAGAUACAACACGCAGGCACUGGAGAAGCAUGGGGAGGUGGAGGAGCUGCUGUGUGCGCCUGCUGACUGGGUGGUGGUGCUGGCACAGCGAUACAACACCCGCGCACUGGAGCAGCAUGGGGAGGUGGAGGAGCUGCUGUGCACUCUCUUCCCUCGAGAGCGGGUGGUGGUGUUUGAUGGCAGCCUGCGCAUUGCUGAUGGUGAGAGGGGGAAAGGAAGGGAAUCUUGCUCCCCUGUGAUUAUGAUUCUGUGCAUUGCUGAUGGUGAGCAGGAGAAGCGUGGGCCAGAUCGGGUCGGGGGGAUAAGAGGGGGAAGCAGCACUCCCAGUGCUGUUUGUCGCCAUGCUCGGAGCAGCGCUCAUCAACGCCAUCUUCAUGCCACACCCCCCCACCCAAUCAUCCCCAAUCUUGGCCGAUCUUCCCAAAUCUCCCUUACCCUUCAGCCAAGGCUCUGUUCAGUCAAGCUGUUCUCUUCGUGGCAGCACACGGGGCAGCGAUCACCAACGCCAUCUUCAUGCCGUUCAAGUCAACCCCCUCCUAUCUCCCCCACCCGCCUUUCUUCUUACCCUGCAGCCAAGGCUCUGUUCAAUCGAGCCGUGCUGUUUGUGGCAGCACACGGGGCGGCGAUCACCAACGCCAUCUUCAUGCCGUUCAAGUCGGUCCUGCUUGAACUGCGCCCCAGGGACUUCCACAAGGCGUGCUACCACCACCUGGCCGAGGUGUGCGACCUGCAAUACUUGCUACUGCUGUGUGAGGGAGCCAAGGACACGCCUCUUUCGUGUGAUAUGGGUGAAGUGAGGAGGGUAUUAGAGGAGGUGCAAGGGCGUGUGGAUAAAGUGCUGGAAGAAGGGCCGGAGGUGCAGCUGGAGGAGGAGGAGGAGGAGGAAGGGCAGCGUUGA
This is a messenger RNA of Closterium sp. NIES-65, 2730 nucleotides long. NCBI's taxonomy places the organism in Eukaryota, Viridiplantae, Streptophyta, Zygnematophyceae, Desmidiales, Closteriaceae. The record is from the annotation of a GenBank genome assembly.